UCUAAAUAUAUAUUAGCUGGAGCUUCAUGAUUUGCUAUGGUGCUUGUUUAAUAGAUUUGUUUUUUAAUUUAUUUCCUUCUCUUACCGCCUUUUCGCCUUUCGGUGGCGCUGCCCUCGCAGUUCGAGGAUUCCAGUACGUCAUUGAUCGAGCUUCUAGGGUUUUGUUCGAUCGAACCUGCGCUGUCUCCUGCCGCUAAUCUCGCGUUCGCUUUCGAGGUUGUCGCUCGCUCGUGGUAAUUCCAUUGGAGUCAGAGUUCUUUGGAGUCAAAUUUGAAGGUAAGGGAGACAAACAAUAGUUCAACAAGCCCGAACAACAAUAUGGCAGUUUCUAUGAGGGAAGUUGAUCCUGCCUUUCAAGGAGCUGGACAAAAGGCUGGGUUGGAAAUCUGGCGAAUUGAAAACUUUCAGCCCGUGGCUGUUCCAAAAUCUUCAUAUGGGAAGUUUUUCACUGGAGAUGCCUAUGUAAUUCUCAAGACAACUGCUCUGAAAAGUGGUGCUCUUCGGAAUGACAUUCAUUAUUGGUUGGGUGAAAAUAGCAGUCAGGAUGAAGCCGGUGCUGCUGCAAUCAAGACCGUUGAGCUAGAUGCAGCACUUGGAGGGCGUGCUGUUCAAUACCGUGAAGUGCAAGGCCAUGAGACUGACAGAUUCUUGUCUUAUUUCAAACCAUGUAUCAUACCACAGUCAGGGGGAAUGGCAUCUGGGUUCAAGCAUGUAGAAGUGAAUGAACAUGAUCAUAAGACUCGCAUGUUUCUUUGCGAAGGAAAACAUGCUAUUCGUGUUAAAGAGGUUCCUUUUGCUCGAUCCUCACUGAACCAUGAUGGCAUUUUUAUUUUGGACACGAAGUCCAAGAUUUUCCAGUUCAAUGGUUCAAACUCAUCUAUUCAGGAGAGAGCUAAAGCCCUUGAAGUUGUUCAAUAUGUUAAAGAUGCUUAUCAUGAGGGGAAGUGCGAUGUGGCAACUGUUGAGGAUGGAAAGCUAAUGGCUGAUGCUGAUGCUGGAGAGUUUUGGGGCCUUUUUGGGGGAUUCGCUCCACUUCCAAGGAGAACAUCUGAUGAUAAUGUAAAUGGAAUCAGUCCUGCAAUAAAGCUCUUCAGUAUUGAAAAAGGGCAGCCAGUGCCUGUGGUCGCUGAUAAAUUGGUAAGACAGUUGUUGGACACGAACAAGUGCUACCUUCUUGAUUGUGGAUUUGAAGUAUUUGUGUGGAUGGGAAGAAGUACAUCUCUUGAAGAAAGAAAAAGUGCCAGUGCAUCUGCUGAAGAAUUAAGCCAUGGUCCUGGUAGGCCAAAAGUUCAGAUAAUUCGUGUAAUUGAGGGUUUUGAGACUACAAUUUUCCGUGCAAAGUUUGAUACAUGGCCAAGGACUGUUGAUGUGUCUUUAUCUGAGGAUGGUAGAGGCAAAGUGGCUGCACUUCUUAAACGCCAAGGUGUUAAUGUGAAGGGUCUCAUGAAAGCGUCUCCCGUGAAGGAAGAACCUCAACCUUAUAUUGAUUGCACAGGCAAUUUGCAGGUUUGGCGAGUAAGUGGGAAUGAAAAGUACCUUCUAUCAUCUUCUGAGCAGUCCAUGUUUUAUAGUGGAGAUUGCUAUAUUUUUCAAUAUAGCUUUCCUGGAAAUGACAAAGAGGAAUAUCUUUUGGGCACCUGGUUUGGGAAGGAAAGCACUUUGGAAGAGAGGAGUGCAGCAGUCUCGCUUGCCACAAAUAUGGUUGAAUCCUUGAAGUCCCAGGCUGUUCAAGCUCGCAUUUAUGAGGGAAAGGAACCUAUCCAGUUCUUGUCAAUAUUCCAGAGCUUGAUUGUUUUUAAGGGUGGUAUGAGUUCAGGGUACAAAAAGUUUAGGACGGAAAAUGGCCUUGAAGAUGAGACUUAUACUCCAGAGGGCAUUGCUUUGUUUAGAGUUCAAGGUUGUGGACCUGAUAAUAUGCAAGCAAUUCAAGUUAACCCGGUGUCAUCAUCUCUGAAUUCUUCUUAUUGCUACAUUCUACAUAGUGGCAAUACCGUAUUUACAUGGUCCGGAAGCCUUACCACCUCAAAUAACCAAGAACUUGUCGAGAGACAGUUGGACAUGAUAAAGCCAAACAUUCAGCCAAAACCACAGAAGGAAGGGUCAGAAAGUGAACAGUUUUGGAGCUUGCUUGGGGGCAAAUGCGAAUACCCUAGUCAAAACAUAACAAGGGAACCAGAAAGUGAUCCUCACCUAUUCUCGUGUACCUUUUCAAAUGGCAAUUUAAAGGUCUCUGAAAUACACAACUUCACUCAGGAUGAUUUAAUGGCGGAAGAUGUAUUCAUUUUGUACUGUCAUUCCGACAUCUUUGUUUGGGUGGGACAGCAGGUGGAUGCAAAGACGAGAUUGCAUGCUUUGAACAUUGGAGAGAAAUUUCUUGAGCAAGAUUUUCUUAUGGAAAAUGUAUCUCUAGAAACACCUAUUUUUGUCAUCAUGGAAGGAAGCGAACCUUCUUUUUUUACUCGCUUUUUCAGCUGGGAUUUUGCAAAAUCAGCUAUGCACGGUAAUUCUUUCCAGCGGAAGCUUAAUAUAUUGAAGAAUGGAUUAACUCCAAUAUUGCUAGAUAAGCUCAAGCGACGAACGCCUACAACACAUGUUGGGAGGUCUAGUUUACCAGACAAAUCUCAGCGCUCUAGAAGUACCUCAUUUAGCCCUGAUCGAGUUCGUGUUCGUGGCCGAUCUCCUGCCUUUAAUGCAUUGGCGGCUAAUUUUGAGAAUCCAAGUGCUCGAAACCUAUCAACUCCUCCCCCUGUUGUUAGAAAACUAUAUCCAAAAUCAACGACACCAGAUUCUCCUGCUAACGUUGCUCCCAAGGCAGAAGCUAUUGCUGCUCUCACGGCCACCUUUGAACGCCCAACCCAAACUAUGAUUCCAAAGAUGACUAAAGUGAGCCCUGUUACCAGCACAAAAAAACCUGAAACAAAUUCCAAGGAGAGUGUCAAUGUGAUGAACAGUAGAAUUGAAUCGCUCUCCAUACAGGAAGAUGUGAAGGAAGGGGAGGCUGAAGAUGACCAAGGCCCUAUCUUCCCCUAUGAACGAUUGAAAACAACUUCUUCAAAUCCCGUUUCAGAAAUCGACAUAACCAAACGAGAGACCUAUUUAUCUUCAGUAGAAUUCAAGGAGAAAUUCGGCAUGACCAAAAAUGCUUUCUACAAAUUACCCAAAUGGAAGCAGAACAAGCUUAAAAUGGCUCUUCAGCUAUUCUGAUGCUCCGAAUAUGGUGGUAUUGCAGAAUCUCAAGUAAACUCCUUUCUGCACUCUCUUACCAUUGCAAAAUGUGAUUAAUGGAUUUAUUUACCGUUAAGCUGUGGCCCCCACUCUCUUUCUGAGCUGGAGCCAUAUUUAACCGUCGUGAGGGGUUCGCGAGGGGACAGUGCCAGUGUGUUUUUAGCUGCAGCUGCUCCCAUUUAGUUUGGUCCCUUUUUUUUCAAUCUAUUUUGUUGUUGAAUGCUAAGGUUUGUGCUCUUUCGUGGUUAUUCUUUUUCAUUGGAGCUUGGUUGUGAGAGCUUGUUUUCUAUUAUUUAACCAUUUUUUAUCUGUUCAGGUUUUGCUCUUGUAGUAUAUUUGGGGGUCUGGUAUGAGAUUGUUGUAUGGGUUGUGCAAGUUUGAGUGUAUGUAGUCGAGGAAAUAAUAGAUGUAAAGAUUAAGUGUAUAACAAGUGAUUGUGCGCCUGCAAUAAAACUUUAUUUUGUGUUUGUCUUUCCCUCAGUUUAUUAUG
Messenger RNA from Dendrobium catenatum, 3715 nucleotides. RefSeq names its product villin-5. The transcript has 23 exons. The record is from RefSeq and is a predicted model, not a curated record. Gene Ontology annotation, molecular function: actin filament binding. The coding region runs from base 319 to 3204 and encodes 961 amino acids. NCBI's taxonomy places the organism in Eukaryota, Viridiplantae, Streptophyta, Magnoliopsida, Asparagales, Orchidaceae. Gene Ontology annotation, biological process: cytoskeleton organization; actin filament severing.